UGGUAGAGAUUUUUGACUUAUCGUUAGUGUCAAAAAGGCCAAAGCCUACGAUAAUAAUAAUUGAAAGUAAUCAUUUAGUUGUUUAAUUUAAAUUGAGAUGGUUAUAAAUUUUUAAAGUGACUAUAGAUAGAAAAUAUCGUCAAACAUGUACAAAAACGUCGAACUUCGUAAAUUGCCAGCAGAUGUACUGUGUGAAGUUGUUAAUAUUUUAGAAAUUAAUGAUGACUGGAAAAGAUUUAUGUCAAUUAUACCUGAAACUCUUCAAAACGAAUGUUCUAAACGAAAAUACAAUAAUGACCACAUAAGAUUAAUUGAAGAGCAUGCUAAAGUAAAUAAGCAGAAAUGCACAGAGAUAUUGUUAGAUGAAUGGGGAACUUCGGGCAGAGUUCGUCCUACUCUAACUCAUCUAAAAGAUAUACUAACUCAAGCUCACAUAUACAGAGCAGCAGAUGAAAUUGCUAAAAUGCUCGAAGAAUCAUUACCUGAGCGUCCAACUCAUGGUCCAGCUGCACCGAUUACAACAAAUGUUACAGAACUGUUGAAUGAUGAAAGUAUGGAACAGAGAUUCAAUAAUAUGAGUUCAAUCAAUAAGGUAAAGUUUAAUGAAAUAUGUAAUAAAACAACGAAGCAAAUGAAAUCUGCCAGUGAUAUGAUAUUGUUUUCUGACCCUGGGACUAAAGAGAAUAAUAUAUUUAACAAAACAACUGCUCAUAUGGCAUCUGAGAGUGAUCUAAUUAAAUUCUCAAAAGAUCAACCAACACAGAUCUCUUAUAAUGUGCCAUUUCUAAGCAUUAUGCUCAAAUCAAAAAUUGAUAAAAUGUCAUCUAAAUCUGAAUAUAGUGAAUACUCAGCUUCUGAUGUAAGCUAUGAGGCGAGCAAAGGUAAUAAUAUGGUGACACAAAAUCCAAACACAUACCAGACAUCAUUUCCAAAUAUUGAUGUUUCAAUGGGUAUAGACAGUGCUAUACUUCAGGAUACCAAUUUAAUUCACUUCGAAUAUAAUGAAUUAGAAACCAUCACUGAUAACUUUUCUGAAACUCUAAAUAAUACCCCUGAGGGCUUAAAAGGGAGAAUUGGCAGUGGAGGAUUUGGUGAUGUUUUUGUUGGCAACCAUUCAAAGUAUGGAUUGCUUGCUGUUAAAAAAGCUCAUAGUCAUUUACAAAUACAUCGUAAACCUGAUAUUGCCAUGAAAGUUUUUAAUGCUGAAGUAAAGUAUCUUUCAGAAUUUAGGCAUAUUAAUAUUGUUCCUAUAAUAGGAUUCUCUAAGGACGGACCAGUGCCAUGUAUCGUAUGCGAGUAUAUUAAUGGAGGAUCAUUACAACAAAAUAUUGAAGCAAAGAUUUUGAAUGAAGCCCAAAGAAUUCAAAUAAUGAUAGGAACAGCGGAAGGCUUGAAAUAUUUACACACUAGUGAAAAACCAUUGCAAAGUAAAACAAGUGAACUUUUGGGAGUUGAAUCAGAUUCACAGAACUCAACAAAGAAUUUUGUUCAUGGGGAUGUUAAAACUGCCAAUAUUCUUUUGACAAAAGAAUUUGUGCCCAAGUUAUGUGAUUUUGGUUUGGCCAAGCAAUUUGAUUCAACAUUUCUGACAACAUGUCCAAUGGGAACUUCAGCCUACAUGGCACCUGAGGGCAUUCACGGUACUAUAACACAAAAAAUUGAUAUAUUCAGUUUUGGUAUUGUAUUAUUGGAACUACUCACAGGAUUAAAACCAAUUGUUGCUACCGACGGAGAAAACCUCAAUAUAAAACAUUAUGUUGAAGAAAACUCUGUUAAUAAUGACAUAAGCCACUUGUUAGAUCCUGUUGUUAAUCCUUGGACAAAAGCUAGUGAAAUUUAUAGUUUAGCUAAAACUUGUCUUGAGUAUAAUAGAAAAAGUAGACCUACUAUAACAGAAGUGGUUAACAUUUUAUACAGAAUAAAAAACGAUUAAUGAAUGAAUUAAAUAUGUACAUUCAA
Melitaea cinxia (Glanville fritillary) is the source of this 1959-nucleotide messenger RNA. Its product is annotated as interleukin-1 receptor-associated kinase 4-like. Gene Ontology annotation, cellular component: plasma membrane. The transcript has 4 exons. Gene Ontology annotation, molecular function: ATP binding; protein kinase activity. The record is from RefSeq and is a predicted model, not a curated record. Gene Ontology annotation, biological process: protein phosphorylation. Bases 146 to 1933 code for a protein of 595 amino acids. NCBI's taxonomy places the organism in Eukaryota, Metazoa, Arthropoda, Insecta, Lepidoptera, Nymphalidae.